Molecule: messenger RNA, 7442 nt
Organism: Coregonus clupeaformis (lake whitefish)
Lineage: Eukaryota; Metazoa; Chordata; Actinopteri; Salmoniformes; Salmonidae
Gene: cacna2d2a
Product: calcium channel, voltage-dependent, alpha 2/delta subunit 2a
Exons: 38
Coding region: 325-3687 (1120 amino acids)
Cellular component (GO): voltage-gated calcium channel complex
Molecular function (GO): voltage-gated calcium channel activity
Source: RefSeq, a predicted model, not a curated record
UUCACGCAGUCCGUUUGUUACAUUGGAGAGCGAGUGAGGGGAGCAAAUGUACAAGGCAGGGAGAGGGAGGAGUGCGCAAAUAUUCACAGCAGCACCAGCGGCGGCAGCAGCGUCAAUGCAUCUGUGAGUCUUCGAAUCCGCUGUCUUCAGCUGCCAAUACUCUGUACGUUUCAGAUUGAGAUUUCACAGCACGAGGUCUUGAGGAGCCCUCGCUAUCAACCAAUACACUUUCCGGAGCUCAGCGUUUAUUCUUAGUUCGGCUAUAAGAGACUAUUCUCACGGCCCCAUUCCAUUUAUCCCAGUUUCUUGAAUAUUUAAUGGAAAAUGGCGAUCUGCGCUCAGUCCUACGGUAUCUUCUGUCUGUUCUCAAUCCAAACUAUCCUCAUCAUUAGCGUCUCUUCGCCGGCAACCGGGAGCCUCCGCUUUCCCCAACACUACACAAUGAUGCAUUGGGCAGGCCGCAUUGAGAAGGAGCUGGAGAAGACUCUGCAACUGGUCACUGGAACCCAGCAGAUGAAAGGGAUUUACAAUGAGAAGAAGAGCCAGUUUGAUAUCAAGAGGAACAAUCCCAAGGACCUAGUGGAGAGGGUGGCACGAGACAUCGCCAAGCUGCUCACUAGCAAAAGGAGAGCCCUGGAGAGGCUGGCCAGAGAGGCGGAGCAGCUGCAGACAAUGUAUCCCUGGCUGGAUGGGAUCAAGGAGAGCGACAUGGAGUACUAUGAUUCGAAAGCGGAAUCAGACUAUACGGAGGAUGAAGAUGGGGAAGAGAACCUGAUGGAGAACCCCUACUCCAUGAAGCUGGAGUUUGUGGACGAUCCCAACUUUAAAAACAAAGUAAACUACUCUUACAGUGCCGUCCAGAUCCCUACAGACAUCUACAAGGGCUCCCCAGUCAUCCUGAAUGAGUUGAACUGGACUCAGGCUCUGGAGAGGGUGUUUAUUGAUAACCGCCGGGAGGACAGCUCUCUGCGCUGGCAGGUGUUCGGCAGCGCCACAGGGGUCACAAGAUACUACCCAGCCACUCCAUGGAGAGCACCCAAUAAGAUUGACCUGUAUGAUGUACGCAGACGACCAUGGUACAUUCAAGGGGCAUCAUCUCCCAAGGACAUGAUCAUCAUUGUGGAUGUGAGUGGCAGUGUCAGUGGACUCACUCUGAAGCUGAUGAAGACCUCUGUGAUACAGAUGCUAGACACUCUGUCAGAUGAUGACUAUGUGAAUGUAGCUAGGUUUAACGAGAAGGCCGAAGCCGUGGUCCCCUGCUUUAAAACCUUGGUCCAGGCCACCAUGAGAAACAAGAAGAUCUUCAAGGAGUCCAUCAUGCACAUGCAAGCCAAAGGAACCACUGACUACAAGUCUGGCUUCCAGUUCGCCUUCGAACAGCUACUCAAUGAUACCGGCGCCCCGAGGGCGGGCUGCAAUAAGAUGAUAAUGAUGUUUACAGAUGGAGGGGAGGACCGUGCACAGGACAUCUUUGAGAAGUACAACUGGCCUAACAAAACCAUUCGAGUAUUUACCUUUUCCGUCGGGCAGCACAACUAUGAUGUCACACCUUUGCAGUGGAUAGCUUGUGCCAAUAAAGGAUUCUACUACGAGAUUCCAUCCAUUGGCGCCAUCAGAAUUAACACACAGGAGUACCUGGAUGUGCUGGGUCGGCCCAUGGUGCUGGCAGGGCCCAAGGCCAAGCUGGUCCAAUGGACUAACGUCUAUCAGGAUGCUCUGGGUCUGGGUCUUGUCAUCACUGGGACCAUGCCAGUCUUCAACCUCACCGCUGAUGCAAACUCUCAGACUCAGCUCGUCCUUGGUGUCAUGGGAGUGGAUGUUGCGAUCAACGAAAUUAAGAAGAAGACACCAACAUACAGGCUUGGAGCCAAUGGAUACACUUAUGCAAUCGACCAAAAUGGCUAUUUGCUCCUGCACCCCAACUUGCAACCUAAGAUCAGUAACUUCAGAGAGCCUGUCACUCUGGACUUCCUGGAUGCUGAGCUGGAGGACAGUAAAAAGGAGGAGAUCCGUCGUGAAAUGAUUGAUGGAAAAUCAGGGCAGAAGAAAAUCAAGACACUCAUUAAGUCAGUUGAUGAGAGGUACAUUGAUGAGGCUAUGCGGACAUACACCUGGACACCGGUGGAAGGCACAGAUUACAGUCUCGGGCUGGUACUGCCUACAUACAGUGAGAACCACAUCAAGGCUAACCUGAGUGACCAGAUCCUGCAGGUGCAGUAUAAUCUUCCCCUUUCUGUUGCAGAUUUUGAAUCUCUGCUGCCAAACAGUUUUGAGUCUGAAGGACAUGUAUUCAUAGCUCCCAGGGAAUACUGCAGUGAGCUGGAGCUCUCCAACAACAACACUGACUUCCUGCUCAACUUCAUCGCUCUCAUGGAGAAGGUGACUCCUGACUCCAAACAAUGUGACAACCUGCUCCUUCAUAACCUCAUCCUGGACACUGGCAUCAUCAGACAGCUGGUGGAGAAGGUGUGGAAGACCAAAGACCUCACCACAUAUGGCUUUUUGGCAGUGUUCGCUGCAACAGAUGGAGGGAUUACAAGAGUGUUUCCCAACAAGGCUGCUGAGACCUGGGAGGAGGACCCUGAGCCUUUUAACGCCAGCUAUUACCGCCGCAGUCUGGACAACAAGGGCUACAUCUUCAGAGCGCCUUAUCGUACCUUGAAUGAUGAGCUGCUGAACCCAGAGAACGACACCAUAGGGAUCCUGGUCAGCACUGCAGUGGAGAUCACAGUGGGAGGGAAGACAAUCAAACCUGCAGUGGUUGGAGUAAAGCUGGAUCUUGAGGCCUGGGUGGACAAAUUCAAGAUCCUGGCUAGCAACCAAACAAGUCCAACAAGUGACAACCGCCAAGUCCAACAAACGUGUGGACCAACCAGUGGCUGUGAGAUGGACUGUGAUGCCAACAGCGAAGACCUUCUGUGUUACCUGGUGGAUGACGGUGGUUUCCUGAUCAUGUCCAAUCAGAAGGACUACUGGAACAAGAUUGGCAUGUUCUUCAGUGAGGUGGACCCUUACCUGAUGCAUGCUCUCUACAACAACUCCUUUUACAACCGGAAGCAGUCCUUUGACUACCAGUCUGUGUGUGACCCUGUGCCAAGCAGCAACACCGGGGCUGCACCUAGAGGAGUGUUUGUGCCCACCAUUGCAGACUUUGUGAACCUGGCCUGGUGGACAUCAGCAGCUGCCUGGUCCUUAUUUCAGCAGCUGCUCUGUGGAAUGGCUUACCACAGUUGGUUUAUCACAGAUGAGGUGGAGGCUGAGGGGAUGGACUCCAGAGAGACCAGCUGUGUGACGAUACAGACUCAGUUCUACUUCACUAACAUCAGCAGCUCCUAUGACAUCCUGCAGGACUGUGGCAACUGCUCCAGGCUGAUCCAUGCCAAGAGGUUAAACAACACCAACUUGCUGUUUGUGGUAGCAGAGAAGAUGCCCUGCAACACCUGCGAGGUGGAGAAACUGUCCCAGGCGGAGACAGAGUUCAAGGAGGAUAACCCAUCAUGUGAGGAUAUGAGUGCAGCGCGGUAUCGAAGAGGGCCCACUGUGUGCUACGACUACAAUCUCGCUGAGAACACAUCAGACUGUGGGCGGGGCCACUCCUUCCGCCCCUCCCUUCAGACCCUGGUCAUGAUUCAGCUCGUCCUGCUCUAUCCAAUCGCCAGCCCCCAUAUUCUACCCCUCCUACUUUAAUUUUCCUCCUGUCUGCUCCCACCAGCUUUGUCCAUCCUAAAGCCCCCGCCCUCUCCCCUCUAUGCCCCGCCCCUUCUCUAGUCAUAGGUAAUAAUGGGACUUCCUGUCACUGCAACUCGGAAGCCCUGAGUACCGCACUACUGUACCCAGCUAGCUUCUGUUGUUGUUUCUUAGUGACGGUUGCAGGACCUUUAUGUUCUCAGCGAGUUACCUACCUUCAUCCAUGUGAAGAGAUUUAGGUGGUGUUCCAACAACUACAAUCAUCAGAGGCUGUCAGAAAAGAAAAAAGACCCCACCCACAUCAACAGGACAAGUUACAAGUGAAAAGUUAAAGACAAGUUGGAUGCCAUGUCACAGAGCUCCAGCCGUCAUGGAUACAGCAGAGUUUAGGUUGUCUGUUUCUGUCUCUGUUAGUCAGACGGGAUGAGGAGACAUUGCCUCCAUCGCUCUCAUUCAUCUCUGAUCUGCUCAGAAUCUCACCACUCUGUCAUGUGCCUCUAAUAGGGGGCUACUGUGCAUACCAUUCAGCCAUUUAUAGUUACUGUAACAAGAAAAUUAAGGAAAAAAAGAACUUUCAAGUAUACAAAAACAUACAAUUAUAAACUGUUGAAGUGAUGAGUAUUCAAACCAUAUAUUAGAGUAUCAUUUGCAAUGGAAGUUGUUAGGUGUUACAUUAAUUUAUUUAUGCACUAUAUCUACUUCUUGCCAAAAUGAGAUAGACUUUUCAUGUGGUCUUAUUUGUAUAGCCAAAUUAGUGAGUCGAAAAAGAAAACCCCAGAAACGGAAGCUACAGAAAAAGUGUUAGGAAUUACUGAGUUUUUAACUGACAGCGGCUGAAUACCGAUUCUUCUUGUGCACAUCUACUGUUCUUCACUUGAAGUUAGAACUUUUUCUGCCCCAGGAAGCACGGUACUGUGUAUAUAUAAUCAUUGUAACAAAUGGUAAUAUGGAACUACUCUAUCAAGUAGUAGUCUUACAAGGAAUAACAUCUGACAUCUUUGAUCAUCAUAGUUGACUAAUGUUAGGUAAUGAAUUGGUAAGUAUGUGUCCGAAUCAGACAGAGUGAAUUAUAACUUUUCCCUUGCAAAAAACAAGAAAUACUAGGCUACUACUGUUUAUUAGGGAUCUGUAUUUAGCCUCUGAAAAUUCAGACCUUUUGGGCUUCAUUGCUGUAGGUGGUGUAUAAUACAGUACUAUCCUUUCUGAUCAAUGGACAUUCUGACCUCUGCUACAGAUGGAUGACGCAGGACCCCAGUGAAAGCUAACCCCUCUACCAAUCCUCAUACAGCCGCUCCACCAGGUCCGCUAAUAUUCCUAGGACUGUAUUUGUAUGCGCUUAUAAUCUGUUGCCACCACAGCAGAUAAACAAAUAUCUAUUCCGACCGGCCCAUAAGCAUCUCAUUUUAGAUGCAGGUGGGUUUUGGCAGACCUUAGCUUGUAUUACCUUUGACAGAUGCUGUAUAACUUCAGACCAUUUGCUGCUGGGAGAUUGGGGCUUAACACUUCCCACAUAAAGAAAUGCAGCAAAGGUCACUACUGCUUAUGGUGACAACUGAGCUGCAGUCUGGGUGUGUAAUCCGUUACGUGUCAUUGUGAUCAAUUUGAAGUGAAACGUCAUUAGACUCCCAUGUUUAGGAGCCACGCUCUGUUGUCAUUGUGCCUUGGUGCACUUCGUUUUGGAAAGCAUUGGCUAUAGAGCUACUGUACAGUAUCUUUAUAGAACAGCCACCCUAAUGGCUAUGGAGCUACAAGAUCUUUAUAGAGUCAGUCUAUUGGCUAUAUAUCUACGGUAGCUUUAUACACCAUAUUGACUAAGAGGAUAUUGUAGCUUAAUGUAGACAUCAAAUUGGCUGUGGCUAUUAGCUGCUGUACCAUACCAGGGCUACCUGACUGCCACCAUAUAGAGUUGCUGUACAGUACCUUUACAUGGCGAUCUAUAGAGCUACACUAUCAGUAUAAAGUGAAUUAACUGGCCAUAGCGCUACCUGACUGCUAUCGUUGCAUUUCUGCCUGAACCAUAUGUGCGUUUGUGUUUGUGUAUGGGUGUAUGUUUGUUUGUGUUAACCCUCAAAGGGAAUGUAUUUAAAACUGGGUUGAGAGGAUGAGGAAUGACAGUUGUGGUAGUGUAGCUGUUUGUUGUUCCAAUUCCAAUGGAUGAAGUGUUAUAUCAGAUUUAGUAAUGGAGAUAAAAAUGAGCUAAUCCAUUUUUUUUUCUGACCGGUUUGCUCAAUAUGUUGUCAUGAGGGGGCUGCAUACUGUAUGUGGCCCCUGCAUUCACAGAGGUGUUCAAAAGAAUGUUUAAUAUGUCAGUGUGUUUCUGUUUCUAAGGCAACAUAGUGACGAAGCCUCUCUUAAUGCCUUAGUGUUCUAUCAAGCGCUAAUUCAGUGUUCUCUCUCUUACACACACACACAACAUACACACACAAUGAGCCUCCCAAAUAUUUACUUUUCUCCGAAGACUUUCCCAACCCAGAAUGUUGAGCUCUGAAUUUGAAGGGGUUUAGAUUUUGAUAUGUCCGUUCGUCUAUAUAAAAUGAUGUGAGUUUCUUGUACACAUGCCGCCCUUUGAUUCCUGCUUGGAGUGGAGGACUUUCAUAGUUUAUAUCUAAGUCUGAAUUUGUGUUGACUCUGAAAUCCCUCCACUCCUCCUCGCUGUCUCAGUUUGUUAACGUGAACACAUCAUAAUCUAAACCCCAAAACCUCCUUUACUGUGUAACCAUGAAUACACACAUAAUGUACAGUGAACAAUAUCAUUUUUGCCAAGACAAAAUGUUAGGUAACUGCAUCAUUAUCUCAAUGAAAGACUGGGCCAAAAUGAAAUUCUGAAUCUGCAAUUGGCUCCUUUCAAUGUAUGGGUCCACCAUUUUAGAAAUGACUCUUGUAGUUCUAUUGUAUUCUAUCACAGCAAUUGUUUGUCCCUCUGUAGAUCGCUACAUUCACAUGUAACACUAACAGUUAUACCUACACAUGCACAGAUGGGGGGAUGUUCAGCUCUAGACUGAAGUAAGCCAAGGAUGUCUAUUCCCCUGUGUGGGAUGUCAGAGGCUAGCUCAGGGAGUGGGUCUCCACAGAUCAGCAUGGGACUGUGUCAAACAGAAAGUCAAAGAAUCAUGGGUAUGUCUGUGUGUCCCAGAAGUGGACCCAAGAGUGUGCUGAGGGACACAGGUCUGUUUUCUGUGGUUUGCGAAAUUUACUUUUUGCCCCCCCCAAAAAAAAUAGGAAUAGCUUGGGGUGAGAGGAAGGGGUCUGCUUUAUGGCCAUCCCCAAAGGGAGGGUCUUUAUGUGGCUCCUCCCCUGCCCCGCCCUACCCUUGCCGUGUCCGUGUAGGUGCGUCUCUGUGGGAAAGACACGUGUAUGUGAUUCUGUAGUCUGUAGUCUGGUGCUAUGUGACCAUGUUUGCCAAAUGUGUUUAAAAAUAAUAAUAAGUAACAAAAAAAUAGUAAAAUCUGUCAAAUUUUAAGUGAAGUAAAAAAUAGGAAUAAAGUAAAGAUAAGUUUGAGAUCUGAAAUCAACAGUAUUCUUUUUUUUUUUUUUUUACUUUUUUGUGGGUGUGUGAGUGUAUGUAUGUGCGCGGAAGAUUUAGCUCCCUCUCUCUGGGCAUUGGUCCAUGUCGCUCCAUUCUUUUGUACUGAUCAAGCUAAAAAAGAAGAGGGCAAGAUUUGUAAAAUAUUGUGUCUGUGACUCCUUGUAAAAUAUUUUCAAAUUGUUUAUUACAGAGAAUCAGUUAUUAAAUAAUGUUCAUAUUUUUCACUUCA